GGUUUAGAAGUAUGGCCUUUAAGAAUACUUUUGAUAUUCUUUCUUAAACUAAUGUCCAUUAAAAUGAAUAAGAAAACGGAGAGUAUAUGUAUGAAGACCUAGUCAAACUAUUAGAGGGUCACAAUUUCAUCAGAUUUUGGUCUUAUUUUUCACCAUUUGUUGGGGGAGAGAGGGGUACGGAAAGAAAGAGAAAGAGAGUCACUGCACUUUUUAUGUGAUGUCUUUCGUGCAUAGGAAGAGCGUGCAACCAUAGAAUGGCUGCUCUUUGAACUGACUGCUUCUCAUCUGCUGCACUCAAAACACUUUACACAAGAGAAAGACUUCACUAAAAGCCUCUCUCUCUCACACACACACACACUAAAAAACACAAGGAGAGUAUAAAAUAAUGGAGGAAACUGCAAAGGAAAGAUAAAGUUUUGGAUGUUUGGGAAUGGGUAAAAGGGUAAACUUGAGGGUAUUAUUCCUUGGGUAAAAAGGAGAGAGAUAGAGACAUGAAUUCAAGCCAAUAUGUUGUGGGAUCUUGCGCCAGCGUGGCAGGGGACAACCAAUCACUGCCUCGACGAAAUUAAGGUUACAGAACUUCUCCCCUCACUUGUAAGGGCGACCAUUGAUAGGUACAAGAAACACCAUGCUGAUUCCACCAGUCAAGGGUCUGUUUCUGAAGCUAACACUCAGUAUUACCAGCAAGAAGCAGCCAAACUGCGACGACAAAUACGAGAUAUACAGACUUAUAACAGGCAAAUAGUUGGAGAGGCCCUGAGCAGUUUAAGCCCUAGGGACCUAAAGAAUUUGGAAGGGAAACUUGAGAAGGCCAUUGGUAGAGUCCGUUCCAAAAAGAAUGAAUUGCUCUUCUCAGAAAUUGAGCUCAUGCAAAAGAGGGAGAUUGAUCUGCAGAAUGCCAACAUGUAUCUACGAGCAAAGAUAGCGGAGGUAGAGAGAGCACAACAGCAAAUGAACUUGAUGCCAGGAGGAUCUGAAUACAAUCAGCAGCAGCAGCCAAUGACUACUUCUCAGAAUUAUAACGAUGCUCGCAACUUCCUGCCUGUAAAUCUGCUGGAACCUAAUCCCCAUUACUCUCGCCACGACGACCAAACUGCUCUCCAGCUUGUCUGAUAUAUUGGAGGGCUCUACUAUCAAGUUUUCUGAAUUUGGGUGAGGGGUCUUCCUUCAUCUUCAGAAACGUCACUCCAAUUUUAACCUAUAGUUGUAAAUCAUCAGAACUAUCACCACUGAGAUUUUAACUGUUUAUUUUCAAGCAUUCAGUCAUCUGUUAAUUAAGGAAUGAAAUCUUGUUUGAUGUUGCCUUUUACUCUUACAGGCUUUCUAUAAAUGCUAUAAACUGUUGUAUGGCAACCUAGUGAUAAUUUUUAAAACUAGCUAUUAAUCUCUUCA
Nicotiana tabacum (common tobacco) is the source of this 1392-nucleotide messenger RNA. Its product is annotated as agamous-like MADS-box protein MADS1. Gene Ontology annotation, biological process: positive regulation of transcription by RNA polymerase II. The record is from RefSeq and is a predicted model, not a curated record. NCBI's taxonomy places the organism in Eukaryota, Viridiplantae, Streptophyta, Magnoliopsida, Solanales, Solanaceae. Gene Ontology annotation, molecular function: protein dimerization activity; RNA polymerase II transcription regulatory region sequence-specific DNA binding; DNA-binding transcription factor activity. Gene Ontology annotation, cellular component: nucleus.